Vitis vinifera (wine grape) is the source of this 1768-nucleotide messenger RNA. Its product is annotated as protein IQ-DOMAIN 6. The record is from RefSeq and is a predicted model, not a curated record. Gene Ontology annotation, molecular function: protein binding. The transcript has 5 exons. NCBI's taxonomy places the organism in Eukaryota, Viridiplantae, Streptophyta, Magnoliopsida, Vitales, Vitaceae. Bases 203 to 1552 code for a protein of 449 amino acids.
CAAAACCCACUUCGCUCUCCCUCUUUGUAUUGUAUCUCUCUAAACCCUGUUUCUCUCUCUUCAGUUAUCUUCCUUCUCUCUUUUCUUUUUCUUACUGUGAAGUGUGAACUGGUUUGUUUAUUUUAAGGUAUUUGGAGGUCUGUUUCUUGGAGAAUCUGAGCUUUUUCUUGCUUGUUUUCGUCCAAGCAAGGGUUUUUGAGAUAUGGGUGGUUCGGGAAAAUGGGUGAAAGCGCUGAUAGGUCUCAAAAAGCCCGAGAAAGACGACCAUGAGAAGGUGGGGGGUAAGAGCAAGAAAUGGAGGCUGUGGAGGAGCUCAUCAGGGGAAAUGGGGUCUUCAUGGAGGGGAUUCAAAGGAGGGCAUAGAGCUUACUCAGAGGGAUCUGACUCUUCAUCAGUGGGUACUGAUGCUUUCACAGCUGCUGUAGCUACAGUGGUUCGAGCUCCACCCAAAGAUUUUAGAGUUGUGAGGCAAGAAUGGGCUGCAAUCCGGAUCCAGACUGCUUUUCGUGGCUUCUUGGCAAGAAGGGCUUUGAGGGCCUUGAAGGGAGUGGUUAGGCUUCAAGCUCUAGUUCGCGGCAGACAGGUCAGGAAGCAGGCUGCUGUGACACUAAGGUGCAUGCAGGCUCUUGUUCGAGUUCAAGCCCGGGUUAGGGCUCGUCGUGUUAGAAUGUCCAUGGAGGGACAGGCUGUGCAGAAGUUGCUGGACGAGCGCCGCAGCCAGGCUGAUCUCUUGAAAGAAGCUGAGGAAGGAUGGUGUGAUAGUAAGGGGACGUUGGCAGAUGUUAAGACCAAGUUACAGAUGAGGCAAGAGGGAGCCUUCAAGAGAGAAAGGGCAAUUGCGUACUCUCUUGCUCAGAAGCAAUGGAGAUCAAGCCAGAAUGCAAAUUCCCAAACAAAUGUCUCAGUGUCUUCAGUCAAGAAUCACGAGCUUGAUAAGAGUAGUUGGGGAUGGAGUUGGUUAGAGCGUUGGAUGGCGGCCAAGCCAUGGGAGAACAGAUUGAUGGAGCAAGCCCACACUGAUCCAUCAGAGACAACUCCACCUUUUAAGCACUGUAUGAACCCUCUCUCAGGCACCCAUUCAAAAUCUUCAGAACCAGGCUCAGUGAAGGUGAGAAGGAACAAUGUAACUACCAGGAUUUCUGCAAAACCUCCUCCAAUUGGGUUAGUCACUCGGUCAUCUUCAAGUCCAAGUUCUGAGUUUCAGUACGAUGAAAGCUCAGCUUCAUCUUCAAUUUGCACAUCUGCUACUCCUGUUUCUGGGAACACUGUCCUGACUUCAGAUAAAACUGAGGACAGCAGUAACUAUCGGCCAAGUUAUAUGAACCUGACCGAGUCGACCAAGGCAAAGCAGAGAUCUCACAGAGUUCAAAGGCAGUCUAUGGAUGAAUUUCAGUUUCUCAAGAAAUCAGGGUUAUACUGUAAUGUAGAUACAAAAAGCAGUGCUGGUUCUGAUCCUCCAUCAGUUAAUUUCUCUAAGCCGCUUUACCUUCCAACCCGAAUGGAUAAAGCCUCUGUGAAGGUAAGGGAAAGGGAGAAUUGCUUUUAUGAGUAAGAAGGGAAAGAUGGGGUUGGCUUGUGUUUGUUGCAAAGAUCAACUUCUUGUUGUUCUCUAUGAUGGAGAAAGUACUUAAAGUUAGAAGCUCUUGUGCCAUCUGUAUUCUGUACUGAAAAUCCAUGCGGGGAGAGCCAUUUUUCUUGUGUGAGUUGAGAGUUGUUUUCCCAGUGUAAAUUAUUGAGUUUGGUUCUUCAAUUAAGAUGUUUAGACUCC